AUGGCCAUAUCAAAUGAAAUAUUUUCGUUCAAAAUUCUUAUUAUAGGUGAAUCAAGUGUUGGAAAGAGCAGUUUGAUGACUCGUUUUGUUGAUGAUACAUUUCAAUCAGCAUUUGUAUCAACAAUUGGUGUUGAUUUUAAAGUUCGAACAUUAAUGAUUGAUGAAUAUCCAUGUCAAGUUCAGAUUUGGGAUACUGCUGGACAAGAACGAUUUCGUGUGAUAACCACAACAUAUUAUCGUGAUGCAGCUGGUGUUCUAAUUGUUUAUGACGUAACAAAUGCUGAAUCAUUUUCUCGUAUUCGUCGUUGGAUUGAAGAAAUAAAUAAAUACUGUGAUGGAAAUAUACCUAAAGUACUUAUUGGUAAUAAAGAUGAUAUUGUACCAAUAGAUAGUAUAUCAACAAACAAAGCGGUAUUAACUACAGAUGCUGAACAAUAUGCUCAUGAAAUGAAUUUACCAUUUUUUGAAACAUCAGCAAAAGAUAAUAAAAAUGUUACUGAAGCUUUCUAUGCUAUUACACGUUUAGCAUUACAUCAACGUUUACAAACACGUAAUAAAACUCAUCUAUCACAUCAGAAUGAUUUAGCCAAUGGUACAUCAUCAUCUCAAGGUAUUCGAUUAAAAGGAUCAAAGAACAAAGAUAAGAAAUAUAGUGGAACAUGUUGCAAAUAG
Rotaria sp. Silwood2 is the source of this 672-nucleotide messenger RNA. The record is from the annotation of a GenBank genome assembly. Lineage: Eukaryota; Metazoa; Rotifera; Eurotatoria; Philodinida; Philodinidae.